AUGGUGGCUUUUGGAAAUGAAAAGAAGGUAAGAGUCGUUUUUAUCUUAAUCACCUUAUAUCUUUGGCUGAGUAUGCCAUCUGUCAUUAAGGUCGUUGUAUAAUGCUAAGAACACAAAUAUAAUUGAUUUUUUUGCGAACAAAAAGUCUUUUGUCACAGUUUUUGCUCAUAAUUUAUUCUGAAAAUCACUUGACCGAUCAAGCAUGUCAUCAGGUGUUUACAUUCUCUCCUUAUGCAUAUUUAAAAAAAAUAUUUUGUACAUGGAUAGGUCUGUACACGGAUAGGUCUGAAUUAAAGUCUUGUAUUGUUCGUGAUAGUGCUACAAAACCGUUGUUCAUUGGUGAAAAUUUUGUGUAGGUGCUUGUCGAGUUUGGCGAGAGGAGACACGUGAUGUGUAUCUCUGACGAGGGAAGUCUAGACGUGCAAAUGCUGUUGCAAGAAGUGAAAAACGCGUUUGGCAUACGGUCGCAAGGAUGUAGUUACUUUAUUCAAAAGUUUUAUCAAGACUGGAAUGAAUGGGUGGACGUCACUGAUGCUUCCUCUCUUGUCAAUAGAGAUAAACUGAAAUUAAUCAAAGCAAACCAUGAGGUAAUAGAGGUGAGCUUCUGUUUGUCUGAAAAUUAAUCUGAAAAGUAAUUGUUUAUAAGCUUUCUUCACCUUUAAAUAUGUGAAUGCAUGGGGUACCCAAUGUGAUGAAAUGAAUGAAAUAUAAAAUUGGGAACAAACAGACAGGCUUAAAAAUUUAAUGGUGUUUUGUGUCUUCCCGCCAGAAAAGUUAUUUUAAAUAAUGAUAAAAACAUUGCAUUGAUUUUUAUGGUAUAGAGUGUUUUCACAUAACGUCACAAUGCCCAUGUUGGUGUCCCAAAACAAAUAAAAGGCGGCCAUGUUGGUGUCCAAACUAAACCUCUGGGAAUUGAACUCUAUUUUUUAUGCAAAUACUUUCUUUUGUUUCAGUAAACCAAUAUGGCCAGUAGUCACGUGCAUGAAAACGCUCUACUAUAAUUUGUUUCUUUACAUAGGAAGAGAAUUCUACCACUGCCAAAAGAAGUUCUUCAAGUGCAUCAAAAUCAGGUAUUGUAGCAUGA
Messenger RNA from Porites evermanni, 1084 nucleotides. Lineage: Eukaryota; Metazoa; Cnidaria; Anthozoa; Scleractinia; Poritidae. The record is from the annotation of a GenBank genome assembly.